CAAAUUUGUUAUUACAUCUACACCUGAAAUAAUAUGUAAAAAUAUAAUAUAAUAUGAUGCUGGCAUGCUGCGAAUAUAAGAAACAGAUCAGUGAGAUAGAGCCAAACGCAUAUAAACAAAUCGUUUAAAAUGGUUAGAAUUUAUUUGAGGGUCUAGAUCGAUUAAAAUGUUUCCUUUAGUUUUUUCCUAUUGGUAGGUUGUAAUUACAUUCUCUAUUCUAUAAGUGUGGAGGAUAUUUUAGUAAAUCAAGGAAUACCAAAAAUACAUUUACUAAAAUAACCACAAUUCUUUACUUGUAUAUAUAUAUACUAGUCUUAUGUGAUAUAAAAAAAUCAGAUUUUUGUUAUUAUAUUUAAACCUGAAAUAACUUAUAAAUGCAAUGAAUGUGAAUAUAAGAAACAUAUAAGUUAGAUAGAACCGAACGCGCUUUAACGACUUCUUUACAAUCGCUUAAGCUCAACUUCGAGCUUUAGUUGUUUACAUGUUCAAUCCUUGUUUGUUUUAUAGCUUAAGCGAAGUUUUUGGAUAGGGACUCAGUGUUCUCAUCUAGACCACAUGCUUUCUUUGGUAGACAUAUGAUUAUCAAAUCUUGGUUUGCUAGCUUCAAUUUCCAAAAGCACAUCGAUUAAAAUGGUCUACCAAGGUCUUGAUGUCGGGUCAGCAAAGCCCUCACCUAGCGAUAGAAAGGAGGUACCUCAUCAUUUGUUGGACAUAUUGCACCCAUCUGAAGAAUAUUCUGUUGGUCAAUUUUAUGACGAUGCAAGACAAGCAACAAGAGACAUUCUUAAGAAGGGCCGUGUUCCUAUAGUUACUGGAGGAACUGGUUUGUAUUUGCGUUGGUUCAUAUAUGGCAAGCCUCAUGCUCCAAAAGCAUCUCCCGAUAUUGCGACUCAAGUGUAUGCAGAGCUUGAAAAUUAUCAAUUUAGUGGAGAUUGGGAUGCAGCUGUAAAGUUGGUUUUUGAAGCAGGGGACCCGAACACCCAGUCUAUCCCAACAAACAAUUGGUAUCGCCUACGGCGUAGCCUUGAGAUUAUUAAGUCUAGUGGAUGUCCUCCAUCAGCCUUCCAAUUACCGUAUAAUUCAUUUAAAGAACAACUCAAUUUAGCUGCAACAGAUGAUUAUCAAAACAUGGAUGGAGUGCAAGGGAGCCAAUUGAAAGAUCUGGAUUAUAAUUACGUUUGCUUUUUCCUUACAAGCCCCCGGCGAGAUUUGUAUAGAUCAAUUGAUUUACGGUGUGAAGAUAUGCUUUCAGGUAGUGACGGGAUUCUGGCGGAGGCCAAAUGGCUUCUAGACAUAGGCUUUCUUCCCAAUUCAAAUCCUUCUACGCGAUCUAUUGGUUACCGGCAGGGCAUGGAGUAUCUCUUGAGAUGCAGAGAACAAGGCGGUCAAAGCUCUGCAGAGGAGUUCUUUUCAUUUCUUUUUGAAUUUCAGAAAGCGUCCAGGAAUUUUGCAAAACGGCAAAUGACAUGGUUUCGUAAUGACCCAAUUUAUAAUUGGCUAGAUGCUUCUAAACCCUUGGAGAAGGUAUUGGACUUCAUUCAUGAUGCAUACCAUGAUCAAACCACAACUUUGGUUGUACCAGAAUCGCUAAGGAUGAAGAAAGAUGUAGCCAACCGCCAAGAGCUCAAGGAACUUCAGACCUACAUGACCAAAAAUAGGUAUUUUGUUACACACGAAGAUUGUGCUGAUAUUCUGACAUGGAUAGAAACUGAAGGUAAUAUAGCAGAAAGACUUCCUAUUGGUGAAUGCAGCACACUAUGAGGAGUUAGCAUUCAGGAAGAAUCUUAGUGCCUUCUAGGAAUUAGCACAGGUGUUUGAUCCUUGUCUUACGCUUGCGUCUGCUGACUAAUCUCCCUAACAGAACAUUCUUGUGUAAAUAUUUACCUGUCCGCGUUACAAGAGCUAUGGAAACUGAGAGAGACGAGCUUUGGUGAAAUAUUUCCUUUCCCUCUUUUCACGUUUUGCUGGUGAAAAUCAGUAAUACAAAACAAUUGAAAGUUGCCAUCUACCCUUGUAACAUUAUAUGAUCAUUUAUCAAGUAAUUUUUUGCAGAAUGUGUACAGUUGGACAGAAAAAUUUAUUGGCAAAA
Molecule: messenger RNA, 2089 nt
Organism: Spinacia oleracea (spinach)
Lineage: Eukaryota; Viridiplantae; Streptophyta; Magnoliopsida; Caryophyllales; Amaranthaceae
Product: tRNA dimethylallyltransferase 9
Exons: 11
Coding region: 631-1761 (376 amino acids)
Biological process (GO): cytokinin biosynthetic process; tRNA modification
Molecular function (GO): tRNA dimethylallyltransferase activity
Source: RefSeq, a predicted model, not a curated record